Molecule: messenger RNA, 594 nt
Organism: Rotaria socialis
Lineage: Eukaryota; Metazoa; Rotifera; Eurotatoria; Philodinida; Philodinidae
Source: the annotation of a GenBank genome assembly
AUGGCAAAUGCGUUCGCCUGUCAAAAUGUACAAAUUCAAGAGACGAUCGGCCAUUGUAAAGUUCAUUCAAGAAUAGAUUUACGAAAGCAACCAAUAACAGAUUCAGAUGCAGAGAUCAUUAUUAAAGAAGCGAUCAUCAAAAAACAAUGUUCUAUGCUGUGGUUAGUGAGUAAUCAUAUAACAUCACAAGGUAUUUCAAAUUUGGCUGCAGCUUUACGCAAUUGUACUGCACUAGAAGGACUAUCUCUUUGUGAUAAUGCUGUUAAUGAUGCUGAUGUAUUUCAUAUAACAAGUGCAUUAUCCGAUCACAAUACGAAACUGAGAAGACUUGCGCUUACCUCAAAUAAUAUCACAGAUGAAGGUGUGCAACAUCUUGCAGAACUACUCAAAGUGAAUUGUUCAUUAACUGAACUGUGGUUAGGCUCCAAUAAAAUUACUGAUCGUGGAGUACAAAUGUUGACUGAUACACUUGUUCAUUAUAACAAAACUCUCUGUGUGCUUUCUCUCUCAUGGAAUAAGCUGGUGACUGAUGCUAGUGUGGAUUUUUUUAUUGAUCUGUUUGAAAAUAAUCAAACACUAAGAACAUUUGUCUAA